This is a messenger RNA of Amblyraja radiata (thorny skate), 2052 nucleotides long. RefSeq names its product PCI domain containing 2 (gene pcid2). Gene Ontology annotation, biological process: poly(A)+ mRNA export from nucleus; post-transcriptional tethering of RNA polymerase II gene DNA at nuclear periphery; transcription elongation by RNA polymerase II. The coding region runs from base 516 to 1616 and encodes 366 amino acids. Gene Ontology annotation, molecular function: double-stranded DNA binding; RNA binding. The record is from RefSeq and is a predicted model, not a curated record. NCBI's taxonomy places the organism in Eukaryota, Metazoa, Chordata, Chondrichthyes, Rajiformes, Rajidae. Gene Ontology annotation, cellular component: transcription export complex 2. The transcript is spliced from 16 exons.
GAGAAGCGAGGAGCAGAGAGAGGAGCGAGGAGCAGAGGGGAGGCGACAGGGAGCGGAGGGCGGCGAAGAGCCCGAGGCCUCGGCUGCAGUCUGCUGGUGGGUCCCGGGUGAAGCGCUUAGGCUGCCGCCGGAGCACCGCGGUCCUCUCUGAGUGGCAGGUGAUCUGUCAUUUUACCUCAACAGUAUCUGAACUGCCAUUCUGCCAACAAUGGCACACAUCACCGUGAAUCAGUAUUUGCAACAGGUAUUGGAGUUCAUCGACAGCAGAGAUAGUGAAUCCUGUGCUGAAUUUUUAUCAUUUAAACAUCCUCACAUUGCAAAUCGUAGGUUACAGGGAGAAGAACAGAGAGUGAAAGGAGGAAAACUUUUUUUACGCAGCAUUUGGUUGGAAUCUGGAAUGCUCUUCCUGCGACAGGUUCCACUCGGGUCUUUAGAGGGAAUUGGAUAAAUAUAUGAUGAGCAAAAAAUUGUAAAAUUACAGAGAAGGGGCUGGAGAGUUUUCCUCUGGUACAGACAUGAUGGACCAAAUGAUCUUUUGUGAUUUAGCAAAUCCAGAGGAGAGAUGCCAGCAGAUCCUAGAACCUCCUUAUGAUGAAAUGGUAGCAGCUCAUUUAAGGUGCGCUUUUGCUGUUGCAAAUCAUGAUUUUGUAGAGGCAUAUAAAUACCAAACAUUUGUAGUGCAAUCAUUCUUGAAGGCCUUCCAAGCUCACAAAGAGGAGAACUGGGCUUUACCGAUUAUGUAUGCAGUAGCUCUGGACCUGCGAAUCUUUGCAAAUAAUGCUGACCAACAGUUGGGCAAGAAAGGAAAGGGCAAGACUGGAGAUAUGCUGGAGAAAGCUGCAGAACUACUGAUGAGCUGUUUCCGGAUUUGUGCCAGUGACAACCGUGCAGGAAUCGAUGACUCUAAGAAAUGGGGAAUGCUGUUUCUCGUCAAUCAGCUGUUCAAAAUAUACUUUAAGAUCAAUAAACUCCAUUUGUGUAAACCCUUAAUCCGAGCAAUUGAUAGCUCCAGCUUAAAGGAUGAAUACAGUAUGGCGCAAAGAGUGACGUAUAAGUAUUACGUUGGAAGGAAAGCCAUGUUUGACAGUGAUUUUAAACAAGCUGAAGAAUAUCUGUCAUUUGCGUUUUGCCAUUGCCACAGGGCCACCCAGAAAAAUAAGCGGAUGAUUUUGAUUUAUUUGCUACCUGUGAAGAUGCUUCUUGGUCACAUGCCAACAGUGCAGCUAUUGCGAAAAUAUGACCUUCUUCAGUUUUCUGAUGUCACCAAAGCAGUUGGUGAAGGGAACCUUCUGCUCCUGAAUGAAGCUUUGACGAAACAUGAGGCUUUCUUCAUUCGAUGUGGAAUCUUUCUAAUACUUGAGAAACUGAAGAUAAUAACUUACAGAAACCUUUUCAAGAAAGUGUAUUUAUUACUCCGAACGCAUCAACUGCCACUUGAUGCUUUCCUGGUUGCUCUUAGAUCCAUGCAGAUCUUGGAUGUUGAUAUCGAUGAAGUCCAGUGUAUUAUAGCCAACCUCAUCUACAUGGGACACAUUAAGGGUUACAUCUCUCACCAGCAUCAGAAGCUUGUGGUCAGCAAACAGAACCCUUUCCCAUCUCUGUCCUCUGUGAGUUAACCAGCUGAGGCCAGCCAUUUGUGUAUUCUCUCUCCUGGCAAUUCCUCAACAUGCAUGGUGAUGGCUAAUGGUCUCAUUAUCAACAAUCUGAUGUGAAGCUGAGGGUGCUAGUGCUUGCAUGGCUCAAUGAGAAUUCACAAGGCAAUGUUUGUUGUACAUUGUUGGCUUGCAGUAAUUCCGUACGUCUCUAAGGAUGCAGAUAUAAUACCAUGUAUAUUUUGUUACUGUGUUAUAUGAUGCAGACAUUGUAAUAAACUUUUUUUCUGAAGAUUUUUAAAUCUUUAUCUGUCACAGAUGAGUUUCGAUACAUUGUUUCAAAAGGAGUAAUUUCCAUCUUAUCUAAAGUGUUUCAGGUUACCAAAAAUUGAAAUGUGGUACCUAAUUUUAAUCUGCACUCCUCUUUUACUCCCACUUGAUAAUAUUCCAUACAAAAUUG